UGUUUUCCCGCUCUAUAUUACGUUGUCUGGGUGCGCUUCUUUGCUUGCGCACCUCGAAACAGGGCUCUUCGUUUUUCGGAGUUGGAUGCAGUCUACAGCAGUCGUUUUGGUGAUGGUGACACAUGCAGGCGGUGGGUUGGUUUUCGUCAUGAAUUAUUGCUAUCACUGACGAUAGGAGGGGAGUUCGCCAAGGGGAUUUCGGCUGCAUCCGGGCGCCUACAGGUAGGUAUUUGGAAGAGCAAGAUUCGUGCGGACACAUAAAAAGUGGGUGCAGGACGAAGUUGUCCUCAGAAGCGUUCGGACAGCCAUGGGACUAGGGGAACCACCCGAGAUGACAAGACGAGUCUUUGAAGCCUUGUUUGGUACGUGGAGUCCUUCGAACGGAGAGAGCGGAAAGGGGGAGAGCGAGCCGAAAAGUGGAUGUAGUCUUUGCAUUGAACACAUAUUUGGCGGGUUGGCCAUUGAUGAGAGGGGUAAACCCUUACCGUGUAAUUAGAUGUCAUUGCUCGGGCGGCCCGAGCUCCAUCUCAAGCUCCUUGUUUUUUACCAGAUAGAGAGCGGGCUGGGGAAAGGAGGAGCUUGGCAAGCACGUACAUUCAUACAUAUACGUCGGGUAGAUUAUGCGGUUGUUUACACUCCGUAUGCAAGGCUGCUCUCUGACGUCAAGAUGACGAAUUGCAGGAAAUCUUCAAAUCGAAUACAUACGCGGUAAAAACU
Molecule: messenger RNA, 717 nt
Organism: Ectocarpus sp. CCAP 1310/34
Lineage: Eukaryota; Phaeophyceae; Ectocarpales; Ectocarpaceae
Source: the annotation of a GenBank genome assembly